UUAUCCUUUUUCCCCAUUAGGAAAGCAAUAGAAGAAUUGCUUAAAGAGGCAAAACGUGGGAAAACAAGAGCAGAAACAAUGGGACCUAUGGGUUGGAUGAAGUGUCCUCUUGCUGGUACCAAUAAAAGAUUUUUAAUUAACACAAUUAAGAACACACUACCUUCCCAUAAAGAGCAAGACCAUGAACAAAGAGAAGGCAGCAAGGAACCUGCAAAAAGCCAGAACCAGAAAGAAGAAAACCGGAAGAAGCACAGAGCCCACCCUUACAAGCACAACUUCCAGGCCAGAGACACCGCCAGAGCUUCUCCACCCAGGAAGCAUAGCAGCCACGAGAAGUAUGAGAAGCGACUGAACAAGCGAUAAGGCAGGGAUGAAGAGUAAGCCAGACAGUCACUAACAACUAGUGCUGUUAUAUUGGGGACUGGGGAUGUGUAGAAAAAGUUGAGCUGGCAGAGCCAACACCUAAGAGUGAUUUUUAAAGUGAUUUUUAAAGUGAUUUUUAAAGGUCCUUUGUUGUGAAAACCAGAAAAUGACCUAGAGAUUCUUCAGGGAAAUUAGUGCAAAAGACCCUACUCUGAAGAUGUCUUGGCAAAUUUAAGCUACUUAAGCAGUGUAGUUGACUUAUGUAUUGCUUUUAUUCUACCUUGUUUGGAAAUUAGUCUCAAAAUCUACAACUUAAGGUUUUCAGAGAUUGUUAAAACUAGUCCAAUUUUUGUGUGUGUGGUGAUUGUGGUCAUUUCUCAAAUUUUCCAAAAAAAUAAAAUAAAAUACUUGCAAAUCCUAUACUUUUUUGUGUGACAAAUUAAAAUUGUGGAGCUCAUCUGGCUGAUGACCUUCUAUGUGACCAGUUAUAGAUCUUAAUGGACCAAGACUCUGAUAACUCUGCAUAUGGUUUACUUUAAAUGAACAAUGUAGGAAAUUCUCAAAAUGGCUUUGACUUGAGCAUUCAAAGUUAGUAUCAAUAAGCAGAGGUUAAAAAAUUGGCUUUGUUGUUUCCUUAUGUUUUCUCAAACUCAUUCCUGAGAGAGAAAAAUUUUUCUAUAUUUAAUUUUUUGGAGAAUAUGUAAGUUUUAAGUGGUGCUUUAAAAAGAACCUCCAAAGGUUAAACUUAAGUACUAUCUCUUAUUUAGCUGACACCUAUGAUGCCACUCUAAGUAUAGUUGUUUCAAAAAUCUUAAUUUUAAAUAAAGGUGUGUUUACAAUGCCCGGUUCUUGUU
Messenger RNA from Talpa occidentalis (Iberian mole), 1217 nucleotides. RefSeq names its product RNA polymerase I and III subunit D (gene POLR1D). NCBI's taxonomy places the organism in Eukaryota, Metazoa, Chordata, Mammalia, Eulipotyphla, Talpidae. Bases 79 to 363 code for a protein of 94 amino acids. The transcript has 2 exons. The record is from RefSeq and is a predicted model, not a curated record.